Messenger RNA from Chenopodium quinoa (quinoa), 858 nucleotides. RefSeq lists its product as uncharacterized. Bases 1 to 858 code for a protein of 285 amino acids. The record is from RefSeq and is a predicted model, not a curated record. The transcript has a single exon. Lineage: Eukaryota; Viridiplantae; Streptophyta; Magnoliopsida; Caryophyllales; Amaranthaceae. Gene Ontology annotation, molecular function: catalytic activity.
AUGAAAACUUUAUGUUGGAACUGCAAUGGGCUUGGCAACCCAUUGACAGUUAAAGCUCUCCGAGAUUGGUGUUGGAGAGAUAGGCCGAAUGCUGUUUUCGUGAUGGAAACAAAGAUUGAUGCUCAACGUCUUGAAUUGAUCCGUAAUAGUUGUGGUUUUGCGACUGGUCUUUGCCUUAGUAGUAAUAGAAGAUCGGGAGGAUUGGGUUUAUGGUGGAGAGAUCUGAAUGUGGAAGUUGUGUCUUAUUCGGCUCAUCAUAUAGAGGCAAAUGUGUGUGAUGCUAGUGGAGUACCAAGCUGGAAGAUGGUGGGAGUGUAUGGGUGGCCCGAAGCAACACAAAAAUAUCGUACGUGGGACCUUAUGCGCAACAUUCAUGCGGGAUGUUCUAUCCCGAUGCUCUAUUUCGGUGACUUUAAUGAGAUCUUGGGGGUACACGAGAAAAGUGGUGGGGUGACUCGAGGGGAGAGGCAAAUGGAUGGGUUUCGAAAUGCACUAGAGGAUUGUGGGCUCCGUGAUCUUGUUUACAAAGGUAGCAUCUACACUUGGGAAAGGGGGAUAUCGAUAGAUACAUUGGUGAGGGAAAGACUUGACAGGUACGCUGCUUCGAACGGGUGGUGCUCUAUGUUCCCGUAUGCCGAGGUAAUUAAUUUCCCUAUUUGCCAAUCUGAUCAUGCUGCUAUAUUAUUGAAGUUUGGGGAGAAGGAUGAGUGUGAUAGGAAGGGUAAAAUAUUCCGGUUUGAAGCUCUCUGGUUGUCUAACGAUGAGUGUAGCAAGGUGGUUUCUGAUGCUUGGCAGGGUGGAUUGAGUGAGCCGAUGCACACAACGAUUGCGAGGGUGGCUGAGGACCUCUCAAAUUAG